AUGACCUGUUUGGAAGCAGUUCGAAGCAUAACGUCGUCAAUUGAGAUGACAUCGAAACCUGUACGCAACCGACUCGCACGGAAGACGAUCUUAAUGGCUGAGGAUGACGAAUAUUUCAUUACUUACUUGUACUACCCUGCCGUUUUAAUUGGAUGUCAUCAGAAAAACGGCAUGAGUGAAAUAUCGAAGAAACCACUUGAUAUGGCUGGAGAGUUGGCGGGACGACAAGCGAUCGUCGAAUCCAAAACACUAGCGAAUUGGACGUUAUCGUAUCCAGAUUACGAUACGUUGAGCCAUCCUUCAUCAUAA
Messenger RNA from Angiostrongylus costaricensis, 309 nucleotides. Lineage: Eukaryota; Metazoa; Nematoda; Chromadorea; Rhabditida; Metastrongylidae. The record is from the annotation of a GenBank genome assembly.